Molecule: messenger RNA, 1601 nt
Organism: Colossoma macropomum (tambaqui)
Lineage: Eukaryota; Metazoa; Chordata; Actinopteri; Characiformes; Serrasalmidae
Product: STKc_CK2_alpha domain-containing protein
Exons: 13
Coding region: 136-1317 (393 amino acids)
Biological process (GO): protein phosphorylation
Cellular component (GO): protein kinase CK2 complex; cytosol; nucleus
Molecular function (GO): protein serine/threonine kinase activity; ATP binding
Source: RefSeq, a predicted model, not a curated record
CCCGGAGGCGCGGAUGACCCCCUCUUCUCCUCUCCGGCUAAACUUGUUUGCCGAAUCCCUCUGUCUGUAAGAGCCGCCAUAUUGUCAGCCCCGAAGAGCCGUGAGGCCUGACAGAAACACCUGUGCACCCUCACUAUGUCCGGCCCAGUCACCAGCCGAUCCCGGGUUUACCCAGACGUCAACACACAGAGACCACGGGAGUACUGGGACUACGAGUCACAUGUUGUGGAGUGGGGGAAUCAGGAUGACUACCAGCUGGUGCGAAAGUUGGGUCGUGGCAAAUACAGUGAAGUGUUUGAAGCCAUCAACAUCACAAACAAUGAGAAAGUAGUUGUUAAAAUACUCAAGCCAGUAAAAAAGAAGAAAAUCAAGCGAGAAAUAAAAAUCUUAGAGAAUCUGCGAGGCGGUCCAAACAUCAUAACCCUUUUAGACAUCGUCAAGGAUCCAGUGUCUCGAACACCUGCGCUGGUUUUUGAACACGUUAACAACACAGACUUCAAGCAAUUGUAUCAAACGCUAUCAGAUUACGACAUCCGGUUCUACAUGUAUGAAAUCUUAAAGGCCUUGGACUACUGCCACAGCAUGGGAAUCAUGCACAGAGACGUCAAGCCACACAACGUCAUGAUUGACCACGAGCAUAGAAAGCUUCGUUUGAUAGACUGGGGCUUGGCAGAGUUCUACCACCCAAGCCAGGAGUACAAUGUCAGGGUGGCCUCCCGGUACUUCAAAGGACCUGAGCUGCUGGUGGAUUACCAGAUGUAUGAUUACAGUUUAGACAUGUGGAGUUUAGGCUGUAUGCUGGCCAGUAUGAUCUUUAGGAAAGAGCCCUUCUUCCAUGGACAUGACAACUAUGAUCAGCUUGUACGGAUUGCGAAAGUACUGGGCACAGAGGACUUGUAUGACUACAUUGACAAGUACAACAUAGAGCUUGAUCCACGGUUCAAUGACAUCUUGGGCAGACAUUCCAGGAAGAGGUGGGAAAGAUUCGUACAUAGUGAGAACCAGCAUUUGGUCAGUACUGAAGCCUUGGACUUCCUGGAUAAACUCUUGCGCUAUGACCACCAAGCCCGCCUCACAGCCCGGGAGGCCAUGGAGCACCCAUACUUUUAUCCUGUAGUAAAAGAUCAGGCCAGGAUGGGCUCUACAUCAGGGCUUUCCACUGGUUCCACUCCUGUCAGCACCUCCAGCAUGAUGACUGGAGGCAUCACGUCCAUGUCGUCAUCGCAGCCUAUGGCCAACAUGGCUGCUUCUCCGGUCAUCUCCUCCCAGAGUGCUCUGGCUACACAGGUCCCAGCCGCUGCAGGCUCACAGCCCUGAUCGUGAUGCGCUCACCCGUCUGUCUCCUGGCCUCAUUUUUACGUUGAGUGUAAAGAACUGAGGAGAGACAAAUUUAGGUUCCUUUUUCUUUUUUUCUUCUUCUUUUGUUUUCAUUGAAUAAUUAUAUAUUGAUAUUUGGGCACAUACCAGAUGGACGUUAGCAUUGCCUCUGUGUCCAGCUAAAAAAUGUUGCUGCGUUCUUUUAUGAUGGUGUCUAGAGAAGCAACUACACUGUAGAAAUUAACAAAAAUGGAUAAUAAAAUUUAUUUUAUAUGUCCCUAAAA